This is a messenger RNA of Zonotrichia leucophrys gambelii, 997 nucleotides long. It is a transcript of the gene HOXC6, whose product is annotated as homeobox C6. Gene Ontology annotation, cellular component: nucleus. NCBI's taxonomy places the organism in Eukaryota, Metazoa, Chordata, Aves, Passeriformes, Passerellidae. Gene Ontology annotation, molecular function: RNA polymerase II cis-regulatory region sequence-specific DNA binding; DNA-binding transcription factor activity, RNA polymerase II-specific. Gene Ontology annotation, biological process: anterior/posterior pattern specification; regulation of transcription by RNA polymerase II. Bases 95 to 880 code for a protein of 261 amino acids. The record is from RefSeq and is a predicted model, not a curated record. The transcript is spliced from 2 exons.
CGGGAAAAAAUAGAGAAAAACCGGGAAAAAACCGCGAAAAAAAUAUAAGAAAAAAAGAAGAAAAACUCCUGAUCUCCGGACCCCAGACCCCGCGAUGAACUCGUACUUCACGAACCCGUCGCUGCCGUGCCACCUCGGCGGCGGCCAGGACGUGCUGCCCAACGUGGCCGCGCUCAACUCCAGCUACGACCCCGUGCGCCACUUCGGCGGCUACGGCGCGGCCGCGGUGGCGCAGAACCGCCUCUACUCGUCCCCGUUCUACCCCUCGGCGGCGGCGCAGGAGAACGCGGUGGUGUUCGGCUCGGGCCGCGCGGCCGCCUACGAGUACGGCUCCGGCUCCUUCUACGCGGCCGACAAGGAGGCGCUGGGCGGCGGCUGCCGCCAGGGCGCGGUGGGGCCGCCCCACGGCAGCGCCGGCGCCGCCAUCGCGCAGGAGUUCCCGGGCGAGCAGGGCCGGGCGGCGGCGGCGGCGGCGGAGCAGAAAUCGGGCAUCCAGAUCUACCCCUGGAUGCAGCGCAUGAACUCGCACAGCGGAGUGGGCUACGGCGCCGACCGCCGCCGGGGCCGCCAGAUCUACUCGCGGUACCAAACGCUGGAGCUGGAGAAGGAAUUUCACUUCAACCGCUACCUGACCCGGCGGCGCCGCAUCGAGAUCGCCAACGCGCUGUGCCUGACGGAGCGCCAGAUCAAAAUCUGGUUCCAGAACCGCAGGAUGAAGUGGAAAAAGGAGACGAACCUGAGCUCCACGCUGGCCGGGGCGGGAGGAGGAGGAGGAGGAGGAGGAGGAGGAGGAGGAGGAGGAGGAGGGGGAGCGGCGGCCGCCGACAGCUUGGCCAAGGAGGAGAAGCGCGACGAGACAGAGGAGGAGAAGAAGGAAUGAUGGAUUUCGGUUCUUUUUUGUCGCCCCCUCUCUUCCCCUUUCAUGCCUUUUUUUGUCCUAUUUAUCGUCGAAAAAAAUAAUUCAAAUUAUAUUAAAAUUAAAAUAAAAGGUGGUGGG